CGGCGAUAAUGCAGGUUUCUGUGUAUUUAAGAGACCCCAAAAUCAAUGAGGAAGAAGAAACUGGAAGUUCUUAAUAAUAACCUUGUGUUUUUAAGAUCACCUAAUAUGCUCUGUUUAGAUCAAUAAGUCAGUCAAUGAGGUAGUUAAUUAAUCAGAGCCACUGUUGAACCGAUAAUAUCCCUAUCGUCAUCUGAAGAAAGAUCUACUUACAACAAAUGCCUGAGGCGCAGUCAUGGGGAAGAGGUAUUACUGCGACUACUGUGACCGAUCCUUCCAGGACAACAUGCACAACCGAAAAAAGCAUCUGAACGGCGUUCAGCACCAUAGAUCCAAAAAGGCUUGGUUCGACAAUUUUAGAGAUGCUGCUGCCAUCUUGGCGGAAGAACAAACUAAGAAGCCCUGCAGGAAAUUCAUCCAGACAGGCCAAUGUGUCUUUGGCUCUAGCUGCAGAUUUUCCCACAUGACAAAAAAGGACAUCGACGACCUCAAGCGGCAGAUUGAAGCUGAAAGGCAGAGGAAGGAGGACCCAGAUGCUGCCUGGAAAUCUCCUGAGCGGAAUGUGGAUGACUGGCUAAGCAGGCGAGAGAAGAGGAAGGCAGCACUGGACAGUGGCAGCAUUCUGAAAGAGGAGGAGGAAGAAGCUGCUACGGGGAGUGACGUUCCUCCCCAUUUUCUCUCCAUACCGGACCUCCCGGUCUCUCUCUUGCCACCGCCCCCUGGUGGAUGGAAGAAUGUGCCUCAAGCGGAAUGGGGUUAAGUCUCCCACCUUGUUUGCUGGCCCGUGAUCAGUUAGGAGUCAGGCCAGCGGGACCACAGGACCAGCAGCUAAAGGCACACUGUGGGAUCCGCCAUUUCAGUCUUGACUCAAUUUAGCCGCUAAUUUGAGCGGAAGAUCACACCUGUCUGAUGCUAGUAAAAAUGAGCCGCUGACUGAAAGGUGGAGCAGUCGGUGAAUUAUUAUUCACACCUGUGAAAGUCAGGCGAGGUUUCCUCUCCAAACAGGCAGCUUAACCACAGGGCAUCGUCGCUCCCUCCCUGGGUCCUCUUUCUUAAGCUACACUAACAGGUGUUCACGGCUUUUAAUCUGAUGUGCAUAAUCGGUAUGACUUUUAGCCAUGUGAACGUCUAAAAUACGUUUAUUUUAUUUUCCCGAGAGCGUGAUGGGGUUCUGCCAGAGAAACCGAUUCCUUUAUAUGGAGUUUGCUGUUUUUUUCAAAGCGUCGAAAUAUUCCAUAUCAUCUUUUUCCCUAUGAGGGAGGGGAAGGUAACAUUUGAUGCUAGGAUUAGCAUGGAAAAGAGAUUUCCCCAAGGAAACAAGGAAUAAGUUUAAAGAUGGGGAAAGGAGAAAGUGGCAUUUGGGGCAAUGUGGGUAGUUGCACUGAAGAUGAAAGUGCCUGAACAGGAAGUGGAAUGUUUUGAGCUACCUAGUGUAGCAAGGCCUGAUAAGUGAGCCUAACGAAAAGUAACAUGACCUUUGGGAAAAUCCACACGUGACGGCAGUCUGUCCAACAGACCAACACUGUGCGUCUUUUAAAUAAAGUUUUGCAUCGUUUCCAGGCUUCUGCUUUGGAAUUGUUUAUAAUGCGUACACUUUUUUUAAAGCUGUUUUUAUUCUGUGUUUGGCAGUGUUUUGUGUAUUGCCCUGUAGCGUUAAAAUGUGUUUAUAAAUAUGCAGGUAUCCAUUGA
Molecule: messenger RNA, 1686 nt
Organism: Paramormyrops kingsleyae
Lineage: Eukaryota; Metazoa; Chordata; Actinopteri; Osteoglossiformes; Mormyridae
Gene: zmat5
Product: zinc finger, matrin-type 5
Cellular component (GO): U12-type spliceosomal complex
Molecular function (GO): zinc ion binding
Source: RefSeq, a predicted model, not a curated record